This is a messenger RNA of Ipomoea triloba (trilobed morning glory), 719 nucleotides long. RefSeq names its product auxin-responsive protein SAUR50-like. Lineage: Eukaryota; Viridiplantae; Streptophyta; Magnoliopsida; Solanales; Convolvulaceae. The transcript has a single exon. Gene Ontology annotation, biological process: response to auxin. The coding region runs from base 215 to 526 and encodes 103 amino acids. The record is from RefSeq and is a predicted model, not a curated record.
UGCCUUUGUUGUUUUCUAAUUCUUUCCUUUUCCCCCCUUUCUUUCUCCAUUAUUUCACUCCAUCAAACCCAAAUUAAAUCCCCAUCUUAUAUAUAUAUCCCUCAACCCUCCUCCCAUUCCUACAAUUCCCCAAAAACCCAUCAUCACAGAUUCACAUUUAACUCAUUUUUUCCCCAUUAUCCCCCAAAGCUCCCUCAAGAACAGUAUAAUAAUAAUGGGUAUCAGAAAGUCAAAGAAACUGCAGGCCCAGACCGCAAUGAUCAAGCAGAUUCUCAAGAAACUCGGGAAAAAACAUGGGUACGAUGAAGAAGGCCUCCCAAUUGACGUUCCCAAGGGACAUUUCGCCGUCUAUGUAGGCGAGAACCGUACGAGGUACAUUGUUCCCAUCUCGUUUUUGACCCAACCGGAGUUCCAAAUCCUCCUUCAACGCGCCGAGGAAGAGUUCGGGUUCGACCACGGCGAUAUGGGCCUCACUAUCCCCUGCGACGAAUAUGUUUUCGAAAAUCUAACGUCGAUGCUUAGGUAAACCUUAAUUUUCCGACCACUAUUCCGAGGGACAGAGGGCUUAGCUUUGUGAGAUGUCAGAAUCAAUCACUCAAGAAUCAAUUGAGCUGUCAGUGCAGUCAAAAGUGUAUUUUGAUAUGGAUGGAUGGGGUUCUUGUAAUCUAACUUAUGACUCCAACAUUUAUGGGAGAUUUAAUUUUAUGGUUUUUAGUUCA